AUUGGCUGGAGCAGUUGCUUGCGACUUCAUGGCGGAUUCUUGUGAUUCUGGAAGUGGGAUGAUGACUUCUGUUUCAUUUACCGAUAAAUACAGUUGAAUUUUAUUUGAGUUUCAUGUGAAGAAAUUCAGAAAUGGCCACUUUAGUCCUGGAUAACGGAGCCUACACGGCGAAAAUAGGAUACAGCCAAGAGAGAGUGAGCGUCAUCCCCAACUGUCAGUUUCGCUCCAAGACGUCCAGAUUAAAAACCUUCACUGCCAACCAGCUGGAUGAGAUCAAAGAUCCUUCCGGUCUCUUCUACAUCCUCCCCUUCCAGAAGGGUUACCUGGUCAACUGGGACGUCCAGAGGAAAGUGUGGGAUCAUCUGUUUGGGAAGGAGAUGUUUAAGGUCGAGUUCGCAGACACCAGCGUCGUCAUCACAGAGCCCUACUUCAACUUCACCUCCAUCCAGGAGUCCAUGAACGAGAUCCUGUUUGAAGAGUACCAGUUCCAGUCGGCCCUCAGGAUCAACGCCGGUUCUCUCAGCGCUCAUCACUACUUCCACUCCAAACCCUCGGAGCUCUGCUGCCUAGUGGUGGACACCGGAUUCUCCUUCACCCACAUCGCCCCCUACUGCCGCAGCAAGAAACUGAAGGAGGGCAUCCGCAGGAUCAAUGUAGGAGGGAAACUACUGACCAACCACCUGAAGGAGAUCAUCUCGUAUCGCCAGUUACACGUCAUGGAUGAAACUCAUGUGAUCAACCAGGUGAAGGAAGACGUCUGCUACGUCUCGCAGCAGUUUUACAAAGACAUGGAGAUCGCACAGAUGAAGGGAGAGGAGAACACUGUGAUGAGGGAUUAUGUUCUCCCAGAUUUCAGCGCCAUCAAAAAAGGCUUCUGCAAGCCACGAGAGGAGAUGGUCUUUAAUGGGAAAUACAAGACAGGAGAGCAGAUCCUGAGGUUGGUCAACGAGCGCUUCGCCGUCCCUGAGAUGCUCUUCCACCCGUCGGACAUCGGCAUCCAGGAGAUGGGCAUCCAUGAGUCCAUCGUCCACUCCAUCCAGUCGCUGCCAGAAGAGAUGCAGCCUCACUUCUACCAGAACAUUGUCCUGACUGGAGGCAACACGUUGUUUCCAGGCUUCAGAGAGCGACUGGAGGCAGAGCUCAGGGCGCUCGUCCCUGCACAUCUGCCCGUGUCCGUCCUUCUGCCUCCAAAUCCAGUAACUUAUUCAUGGGAAGGAGGGAAGCUGCUGGCUCACAACCCAGACUACGAUGAGAUGGUGGUGACGCGGGAGGACUAUGAGGAGAACGGACACUGCAUCUGUGAAGAAAAGUUUGAUAUUUGACUCAAAUGAAAUUCCUCAUGGACGUGUUUAUAUCUCAGCUCUGAUGGCGUCAUCUCACUGGAACAGAGCUCAGAUCCAACCAGACUAUCCUGUGGAUGGACCAGUCUUUCAUGAAGCUUUGUCUCCUGCUAUUACUUUUUGUGUUCAGUGUCUGAUGGUGCGAAGCAACAUGUUCAGUUCUGGAGCUCAGCAGAUCAAACAUGUUUUUAUUUGUUUUGUUUUGUUUUUAUGACGUAAUAGAAAUAAAAUAUUUCCUUGUA
Molecule: messenger RNA, 1582 nt
Organism: Mugil cephalus (flathead mullet)
Lineage: Eukaryota; Metazoa; Chordata; Actinopteri; Mugiliformes; Mugilidae
Gene: actr6
Product: actin related protein 6
Exons: 11
Coding region: 132-1322 (396 amino acids)
Cellular component (GO): Swr1 complex
Molecular function (GO): nucleosome binding
Source: RefSeq, a predicted model, not a curated record